CCGCCCGCGCAGGAGGAGGGCAUGACGUGGUGGUACCGCUGGCUGUGUCGCCUGUCGGGGGUGCUGGGGGCCUUCUGUCGACCUGAUCCUAACUUCUGGAGAGAGGCACUCCUUGUCCCAGACCUAAUCCAAGCCACGUUUUCCAAGUUAGAGGACUUCUUACGUGGCCAGCCCUGGGAAAGGGACGCCUGCCCUGGCCAGAGCCCUUGAGAAACAUGUCUCUUUCUUUGGAACUACCUUGCAAGGUGGCCUUCCCAGCAGGCUCUGUGCCGUCCUCUCUGCUAAUUCCUGCCCGUGUCUCUUGCUUUCAAGCUUGCGCCAUCUCUGGCCUCUUCAACUGCGUCAGCAUCCAUCCUCUGAACAUCGCAGCUGGCGUGUGGAUGAUCACGAACGCCUUCAUCCUGUUGCUCUGCGAGGCGCCCUUCUGCUGCCAGUUCAUUGAGUUUGCGAACACGGUGGCGGCGAAGGUGGACAGGCUGCGCUCCUGGCAGAAGGCUGUCUUCUACUGCGGGAUGGCCGUUGUUCCCAUCAUCAUCAGCCUGACCCUGACCACACUGCUGGGCAACGCCAUUGCCUUUGCCACUGGAGUGCUGUACGGACUCUCUGCUCUGGGCAAAAAAGGCGACGCAAUCUCCUAUGCCAGGAUCCAACAGCAGAAGCAGCAGGCAGAUGAGGAGAAGCUGGCAGAGACCCUGGAGGGGGAGCUGUGAUGCAGGUCCGGGUGACGCGCCCCAUACCCUCGCCCCUCUGAUUCUGCGUGAGCGUGGCCAGCAGGGACGGGGCCGGAGGCAUUGACCUUGAGGGACAGCCUGGGGGAGGAGCCUGUGCCUGGCUGCCAUCAGCUUAGCCCCUCCCCGGAGUCCUCCUGUCUGCCCCUCUCUCCGCACUGGCAUCGCCUGGCUGAGCAGGUGCUGAGGUGCUGGGGCGAGGGCCCCGCAGGCCUGGGCUUCAGCAAGUGCACGGGCAGGACGAGCCUUGGGGGUGGCCCAGGCCACGGGACUUGAGGUGGAGGGCAGCCGGCAGCAGCUCUGCUCACAGCUCACCUGGCCCCACAGCCGCCUGGCCUGGCCAUAAACAGGCUCGGGUGGAUUUCCGGACUUCC
This is a messenger RNA of Rhinolophus ferrumequinum (greater horseshoe bat), 1102 nucleotides long. RefSeq names its product calcium channel flower domain containing 1 (gene CACFD1). Gene Ontology annotation, cellular component: membrane. Lineage: Eukaryota; Metazoa; Chordata; Mammalia; Chiroptera; Rhinolophidae. The transcript is spliced from 6 exons. Gene Ontology annotation, biological process: vesicle-mediated transport. The coding region runs from base 216 to 710 and encodes 164 amino acids. The record is from RefSeq and is a predicted model, not a curated record.